AUGCAGUAUAAAAACCACGGAGGAAACAUCAAAGUAGCAAGAUAUGAUAAUCAUGAAGACGGGUAUGGAGGAAAUAAGAGGUAUUACAAUCAGGGUGCGAACUACAGAGGAAUGGAGGUCAGAAUGCCACCUCUAAACACAACAGCGGAAAAAGUUUGGGAAGCUGUUAUAUUGAUGGAGGAGAUAACACCACCACCCAACCUUGGGAAAGAACCACCGUCGGAAAGAAGAAGCAAAGAUUUUUUCGCUUAUCAUCGUUUCCACGGCCACACAACAAAUAACUGCAAGAAUAUUCAAAGAAUAAUAUUAAGAAUGAUCGGACAAGGAAAAAUUAAUCACUUCCUAGCUACGCCACUACCUCCACCACCACCAGUGCAACCAACAACAGGAGGAUCCUCGUCAGGAGCAGAUAAAGAGGACUUCCAUGACAAUGUGUUGAGUCGGGUAUACGCGAGGGAUGCUGAAGGUAAAGAAAUUCUUAAUUUAGCAAAGAUACCAAAACUUAAGGAAUGGCAGAAACAGCCAAUAACAUUUAGCGCAGAAGAAGUAACUGGGGGAGGAGAAUUUCACGACAGUCCAUUAGUGGUUAAGUUAGAAAUAAUCCCGAAAGAAAACCCGAACAAGGAAGAAGGGAAAGAAGACCUCACGUGGGCGAUAAAUAGGAUAUUAAUUGAUUCAGGAAGUUCUGUGGAUAUUCUCUUUUACCACGCAUACAAGGCAAUGGGAGGAAGAGAUGAAGAUUUCAUCCCGUCAACAUACAAAAUAAACGGCUUCAAUGGGACGGCAAACAAGCCGAAAGGAUAA
This is a messenger RNA of Papaver somniferum (opium poppy), 804 nucleotides long. RefSeq lists its product as uncharacterized. The transcript is spliced from 2 exons. The record is from RefSeq and is a predicted model, not a curated record. NCBI's taxonomy places the organism in Eukaryota, Viridiplantae, Streptophyta, Magnoliopsida, Ranunculales, Papaveraceae. Bases 1 to 804 code for a protein of 267 amino acids.